Messenger RNA from Spinacia oleracea (spinach), 5990 nucleotides. RefSeq names its product nuclear transcription factor Y subunit C-2-like. The coding region runs from base 5036 to 5776 and encodes 246 amino acids. Gene Ontology annotation, biological process: regulation of transcription by RNA polymerase II. Gene Ontology annotation, cellular component: nucleus. Lineage: Eukaryota; Viridiplantae; Streptophyta; Magnoliopsida; Caryophyllales; Amaranthaceae. Gene Ontology annotation, molecular function: DNA-binding transcription factor activity, RNA polymerase II-specific; protein heterodimerization activity; RNA polymerase II cis-regulatory region sequence-specific DNA binding. The record is from RefSeq and is a predicted model, not a curated record. The transcript has a single exon.
UACAUGAUUUUGGUUGUUGAAUGAUAUUUAUUACACUUCAAUUCUGCAUUUAUUGUGGUUACUCAUCCAGUUUGUGAAAUUGGGGUUUGUUUAUCUUGAUUUUCUCUCUCCUCAAUAUUAGUAGAAUUUCUUCAUGUUGAACAUUUGUUUGCUUAUAGAAGUAAUGCUAGUACCCAAGUUCACUAUGUGUGAGUAGUCAAUUAGUCUAGGGGUUUUGAUGACUCUAGUAGGUUUUGGUGUGAAUUAAUUUCUCCCCUAAUCCCCUCAUGCAUGUGGUUAAUUGUCAUGCUUAUGCUAAUUAGGAAUUCCUAGUUGGACUUUGAACUACCCCACGGGAAUAGGUGGUAGGAAUUAGUUGAAUGUUAGGAUGUUAUGCUCAAAGUCUUUGCUUUGCUGGAUAUAGUCCUAGUGAUUGUAAGGUAGAGGAAGUCGCUGAUUUAGCUCGAAAGAGGGUCUCCGAUACUAUAUAUGGUGCAUCUAUUCUCUUAAGAAUUUCAUUGUUUCGUUGUUGUAGUAGGGGAAGUAAUUCACCCAAUGCAUGCUAGUGGGAAGUCUCAUAUCCCUAGACAUUUAACCAAUUGUUUCUUAGUUUCAUUCUUUAGUUGUUUUUGAUAGAAUUAGUCCUUAAUCAACCCUCAAACGUUUUUCUCCUUAGCAAUUAUAUACGGGGUAGAUUGUCAAGUUAGUUCUAAUUAAGAGUCAUUCCCUGUGGAUUCGACCCUACUUGCCCUACUACAUAAUUAGUUGUACAGGUUAGGUAUUAUUUUUAAUUUGUAUAGGUGUGCGACCGCCUAUCACUACUCAUAAAGAAAAUGCAUAAUUAAUAAAUCUUGAACAUACUUAUUUAAUCAUUUCAUAUGCAAUUUAGUUUCAUCUUAUACAUAUUACAUAUUUUAAUACUUAAUAUGCUAAUUUUUCCUUAUGAUAUAUCUAUUUGACUAAAUAUUACCAAUUAAGAAAAUUAUUAUUACGUGUUAUCUAUUCAUUUUCAUAUUUUAUAUUCCAAUAUUUUGUUGCCAUACAUAAACACUUUAUAAAUAAGGAUAAAAAAUAAAAAGAAAUAAAGUUGAUAUAUUUUUAGAAAAACUUGUUUGACAGAAAAUUUUGUACUAGAAAAUGACAUGCAUGUGUCACUCCUGAUGAUAUCUAUAUUAAUCUUUAUUAUAUAAGUGAAGAAGUGAAGUUAUUUUAGUAAAUCCACUUUUGGUGUCUCCCUUGGGUUACUAAAAUACCCUCCACACUACCCACUAGGAAAAGCCCAAAGAAACAUUUUAAUAAAUCUAACCCCUUAAACAAAUUCUUACCAUUUUAAUCAAUAUGUUUAUAUGCGCUCGGGUCUAUGUAACUUAUAUGUUUCUUAUAUUCUCACGCUUCGCAUUUAUAUUAUAUUUUUUACAUGUUAUUUCAGGUUUAAAUGUAAUAACACAAAUCGAUUUCUUAUAUUCACACGCAUCGGGUGCAUAUAACGUAAUAAGACACAUUCAAUUAUACUUUUUUAAUACGUGUGUCAGUCAACUUAAACCCCCCCAAAAAAUUAAAAUUAUACCCCUAAAAAAAAGUACUCAUCUAUCUAUAAUAUAUAUUAAAAGGCGUUGAUAGGCAAGUCUAUGUGCCACGUGGAACUCACACUAAUCUCACUUUAAUGUUCCAUGUCAUACACAAUUACACUAUUAUUUAAAAAUGAUAAAUACGUGUGGUACUAGUUUUGAACCCGUGACCUCUAAUUUGUAAAUCAAAUAAUUAACCACUAAUCCAAAUCAAAUUAUAUAUCAUCUUUUCAUAACAAAGUAUAAUAAAUGACAAUUUAAUAAUUAUGGAGUAUCGCAUUUAUUUUAAAUUUUUAUCCGUGUAUUAACCCGGGGCAUCGCCCGGGCCCGAAUACUAGUUUAUACUUCCUCCGUCUCUUUUUGUUUUUUACGUUUUCCUUUUUAGUUAUUUCAAAAUGUUCUUUACAUUUCUUUUUAUAUUAUCACAUAAAUAACUCAUAUUCUAUCAAAAUUUGUGUCCAAUUAUUAUUUAAACCAAUUAAAUUCAUUGGGUCAUUUAAUCUCUCACACUUUUUCAUUGGGACAUUAAAAUUUUCUCAUUUUCCAAUAUUAGAAUUUUGAUAACAGUGAAAACAUUAUAAAUAAACGUAAUUUAUCUUGUUUAAAUAAAAAAAUUGAGGAAUCUCGAUGCAAAUUAAUUAUUCGUUAAAACGCGUGAAAAAUACAAAACGUAAAAAACAAAAAGAGAUCGGAGGGAAUAUUUCCCAAUGUGUUAAGAUUUGUACAUGGAGACAAAACUUAACAAUACAUGAACACCCACGUGGCUAACUUUUCCUUAAGGAAAGCAGGUACAAUAAAUGGACAAACUAUAGUGUAGAAGUUCGAUUGUUGGUGGGGAUGAUUAACAAUCAUAUGGUGAAUUGUUAGGAUAUAACAAACCUAGGUAAACGUGUCUGCGUGGUAAAAAAAACGUAGCUAAUGAUGAAAUAAAACAUGAUGGUUUUUGGGAACAAGUACAAAACAUUGUACACCUCAUCCUCAAGCAUGAGGCUUUUCAACUUUCAUAAUCAUUCUCAAUAAUGUCCUCAACUCACUCGGCUCUAAUUGUCUAUUACAUAAUGAUAUAUAUUAGGUUAAUUAUCAACAACAUUGUACUGUUUACCUCUUUCUCAAAGUGAAAAUCGAUCGAGGUAACAUUGUACGUAGUAUUUUGUACGAAAUGCUUUAAAUGGGUGCACGAUAUUUAAAUGUUUAAUUUUGUUCUAAAUUUUAUAUUCAAUUCUUGUUUCCAAUGUGCUAGGAUUCAAACGUUAAACCUAACCUUGUAUUAUAAAUAAAAGAUUGCCCAGGUAUAAUAUUUUUAAAAAAAUUCCUUUAUUGUUUUCAUGCAUGUGAUUAAAAUUUGUAGUUAAGUAGGGUGGGGCAAAGACAUACUCCACGGUUUUUUUUAAAGUCGAGCCUUGUUUCAUAGUUCAAAGUAAUAGAAAGCAAGAUGGAAGUCAAAAUUAUAAGCAGUUGCUCGAUCUUGAGCCCGACAUUUCUUGCCACCAAGGUAAAGUAAUUUUCCGUGUUAUUAUUGCAAACAAUAAAGUUACAUCUGAUUUGAGAGCUCCUUGAAUUUUAUGGCGCUAAAGAAUCAUCCACUUUGCACAUCCUUGAUGUCGUCUCAGUUGUUAACGAAAGGGGAAGCAGAAUGCUAGUAGGUUGAGGAAAUCCCCAUUCCAAUUCAAGAAUGAAAUGACAAUAUUUUUAUUGAAUUUUGAAUCAUCAAUUCACAGUCUCUAUCCCAACUUUUAAGUGCCAAAAAUCUAUUUUCACAUAUCAAAGACCCUCAGUGAAGCAUUUCAAAUGCACCCAUUGGUAGUUUAGGGUUAAUUGGAGGUCGAUAGAUGUUCCUCCAAUAAGUUGGGUGCCUUGAAAACUUUUGUCAAGCAAGGGCACUCAACAUAUGCUCUCCCAACUUCUUUCUAAAUUAUGAUCAUUAUGUUAUCUUAGACUAACAGCAAAUAAAAAGCACGAAUAUAUAUCGGUCGAAGAGUUUUUUUAUUUUUUUAUUUCAAAUAAUACAAAGAAAAAAAAAACUACGGAGUACCAUUUAAGGCAUAGAUCACGUUGUUGGAUUUCUUUCCAAAAAUGUUGAGGCAAAACCUUUUAAUCAAAUAAUGAUCACUCGAUCUACUCGUAUAUCUUGCUACAAUUUUUUAACUUACCCUAUGUUGUACAAAUCUAGGCAUUAUAGUAUACAUUUUUUGUUUAUACUUUAAAAAUAGGAUUUUUUCAUAUUUACCACCUUUUAAAUUUUAAAUUUUUGUAUUUACCACCUUAUAAAAAUGUUAAUUCAUAUUUACCACGUUAGUUUUAAUAAACGUUUGUAUUCACCACCUUUUAACGGAUUUCAUCCAAUUAUCCGUCUAUGUGGGCCUCACUUAACCAAAAAAAUUAACUUUCCUCAUUUUUCAUUAGAUUUCCAAUUAAAAUUAAUUAGGUAAAUAGGGCCCAUAUUGAUGGAAAUUUGAAUGAAAUUCGUCAAGAUGUGGUAAAUACAAAUCUUUUUAUAAAAAUAAGGUGGUAAAUAUGAAAUUACAUUUUAUAAGGUGGUAAAUACAAAAAGCUGAAACUUAAAAGGUGGUAAAUAUCAAAAUAUCCUUAAAAAUAUUACUUUUUUUGUUUAUACUUUAAAAAUCCAGGUGAUAUAAUACUUAUAUACGGAGUACAUAAUUACUGUUUAGGCUCAAAAUAUAAACAUGCAUCGAGUACUUAAACAUGUAUACAACUAUAUGCAUCAACCCCAUUGUAUUUGCAUAACUUAUAUUAGUCUAUUAACGAGGGAAUUUAAUUAUAAUAUUAUAAUACUUUGUGACAGAAAUCACAAGUAACAAUACUUAUACGAUUGGAAACACUAACUGACAUGAAAUGGAUUGAUAAAUUAGCUGAAAUUGAUAAGGUAUCACCCGAAAUCUACAAGGUGCUGAAAGUGAUAAGGUAACACAUGUAAUUAUAAAGUGUUAAAAUGAAUAACCCUUUUAUUUGCGUUAAGUGUUUGGUUAAACAAGUUUCAAUUCUUAAGUACAAACGUUUUAGGAAAGUUUGUGAGAAAGACCUUUUAUGUCAUAAUAAUUUUUGAGGGAAAACACCUUAUAGCUUACAUACCCUUAUAUAUUUUUUAAUUUUAAAAAACAUACCUUAAUGUCCUAUUCCGGCAAAGAAGUGAAUUUUCUCGCCCUUGACCCUCCCUUUCCCCCAUCCAAUUGUGUGUAACUUUCACUCGGCAAAUUGCACUUUUAAAGUGCAACAUCAAUUAAGGUUUAUUUUAACCCUAAUAUGAUGAUGAGUCCAUUGCACUUUUCCAUAGCAUAAAAAGCUUAGUGUACUCUUCCAUGAUAACACAUCAUUCAGUUACGUACUUUUUUUCCCUUUUAACACCUUAAAUAAUAAAUAGACCAAUAUCCAAUCCCCUUGUAACCAAAUAAUCUAUCACAUAUCAAAAAAAACUUUCCUUGUUUGUACACAGUUACACUUUCUCCAAAUUCCUAAAUUAAUUUCAAUUAAUGGAUUCCCAUUGGUCCCUUAAUCAUUCUGAUAACAAAUUUUCAUUCGUCGAUACUACUACUCGGUAUAUCAAUCAGCAACAGCAACAGCAACAGCAACAGCAACAGAAACAGAAACCCCAUAUUGAUUCAGCAUCAGGCGGGGCCGGGGGCAGUAGUCCCCUGCUGCAGCAGCAGCUCAGGGGAUUCUGGCAGAGUCAGAUACAGGAGAGCAAACAAGAUGUUGAUUUCAGAAACCACAACUUACCAUUAGCAAGGAUUAAAAAGAUAAUGAAAUCAGACGAUAAUGUACGUAUGAUAUCAGCUGAUGCUCCAGUCCUACUGUCUCGAGCAUGUCAAAUGUUCAUACAGGAUUUAUCCCUCAGGGCUUGGAAUAGUACUCAAGAGGGUAAGAGAAAGACUCUACAGAAGACUGAUAUAUCAGCUGCACUUUCUACAACUGACUUGUUCGAUUUUUUGGUUGAUAUUUUGCCUAGAGAGAAGCCUCUUAUCUCUGCCACUAUGCUUCCACCCGUGAAUUCAGCUUCUAGCAGCCUCGGCGUAAUCUGUGAUCAUCAGCUUAGCCAGCAUCAGGGUUAUAGUGUAGGUGAGGGUACAGGGUUAACCAUGGGGUUGCAGAUGCAUCAGCUAGUGCAAGAUCAAGAUGAUCAGCUUGAUGGAGGGUGUAAUAAUAGUAGUAAUUAUAUCCAUAGAGGUUGGCCUAAUUACUUGUCUCAUCACUCUGCUUGGCCUCCACCAUAAUUUCCAACAUAUCUGGAAUUCAUUCAAGGAUUUUUUGGUAUUUACUACCUUAAAAAUUCACCACUUUUGUAUUUACUACCUUAUGAAAAUUUUAUUUUAAAUUACUACCUUAAAGUUCCAUUUUUUUUGUAUUCACUACCAUUUUACAGUUUUCUCAUUUUAAAAUUGAGAUAUCUCUUUCGUUUCUUAAUCAUUUUAAGUGAUUCAAAGCUCA